Colossoma macropomum (tambaqui) is the source of this 1664-nucleotide messenger RNA. It is a transcript of the gene zfpl1, whose product is annotated as zinc finger protein-like 1. Lineage: Eukaryota; Metazoa; Chordata; Actinopteri; Characiformes; Serrasalmidae. The transcript is spliced from 8 exons. The record is from RefSeq and is a predicted model, not a curated record. The coding region runs from base 144 to 1118 and encodes 324 amino acids. Gene Ontology annotation, cellular component: Golgi apparatus.
GACGUGGCAAAAAAAUGCUUCCCUAAAGCAUACAUCGCAAACAUGAAGUGGAAUAAGUAGACGAAGACAUCCCUAAUUCGGGGUUUUGGAUUAAAGGUGUUGAGCUGUACUGAUUCUUCACAUCCCCGUUCAACAGGCAGACCAUGGGUCUGUGCAAGUGUCCGAAGCGGAAGGUUACAAACUUAUUCUGUUUUGAACAUCGAGUCAACGUUUGUGAGCACUGCCUGGUGUCCAAUCACAGUAAGUGUAUAGUACAGUCCUACCUGCAAUGGCUCCAGGAUAGUGAUUACAAUCCCAACUGCACUCUCUGUAAUCAGCCUCUAAAUUCCCAGGACACUGUGAGGUUGGUGUGCUAUGAUUUAUUCCACUGGUCUUGUCUGAAUGACUUGGCCUCACGGCUGCCCCUGUACACGGCACCAGCAGGUUACCAGUGCCCAACAUGUCAGGGACCUGUCUUCCCUCCCACAAAUUUGGCCAGUCCUGUGGCUGACGUUUUGAGAUCGCAGCUGUCCUCUGUCAACUGGGCCAGGGCAGGACUGGGCCUUCCACUGGUUGAAGACAAAGAUGAGAUUGAGGAGAGCACAUCACACGAUGUCACUGACUAUACAGAUUGGACUUUUGAUGCCUCGGCUGUGGAAUCUGUGUCUGCCUCAUACACUCCAGAGCCGACGAUCAGUCCGGUGCCUCCACAUCAGGACAUGGGGUUGAGCCACAGCACACACAAUAAUGGAGGGCUGGGGGUCCAAGAGCACUCCGUAAUCAACAUGAUUGCAGCCACUGCGCCUGACACCAUCACUAUCAGCAAAGCCUCCUCACCUAGAAAAGUGUAUGACACACGAGAAUCAGGCCACACUUCAGUGACGCAAAUCGACUUUGAUGACGAUAAAUACCGGCGGAGGCCAGCCCUGAGCUGGUUUGCGCAGAUAUUAAAGAACCGCCUGGGGACAAAGAGAAAAACCUUGACGCUGAAGCAGAGAAUCGUCAUGUUUCUGCUGAUCGGUAUGAUUGGCUUCUUCACCCUCAUCAUCAUCAUGGCUAAACUGGGCCGGGCUUCGGCCGAUGAAGACCCCAACCUGGACCCCAUGCUGAACCCUAACAUAAGGGUGGGCAACAUGUGAGGAGCGAAAGGCCUCUACUGCCUCUGGACCUGUGGUGCAUUUCACCACAAAAUCCAGCUCGAAUAGAACAAAACGGAAGCAGGAAGUGACCUUCAGAGCGCUGGGACCAGCGAAUAGACGCCUCCUAUGUGGCAUUGCAGGAAUGGUGACCCAACACUUUUUCUGUCUGGUGGUUGGAGGAAGUGGCUGCCUUCUGUCUUUCCUUAGUCUGGCUGCCGGCAGAUGCAAAAGUGUUUAUACCAACGUAUCUUCUAAUGCUGUCUUCUAUGAGUCAACACUGAAUUUGCACUUAAGAAGACAGAAGAGUGUGUAAAUGUUUCAUUAGACCAUCUUUAGUUCUUGAUGCAUUCUUGUAUACUAAAAUGCAGUAAUCAGGUGGGUGGUGGGGAGGUGACUUUUUCUUAAAGCAAUACGGCCAAUCGGACACAUUGUGCUUCUAGGUGUUUUGCAGUUUAAUAUGUUAUUCAUUACAGAGCCUGACCGAUAUCUUGGUUGGCUGAUGUUAUUGGCUGAUUAGCCUCGGUUUUAGCGAGCUGUAUCUGCGGA